This is a messenger RNA of Platichthys flesus (European flounder), 2180 nucleotides long. Its product is annotated as heme-binding protein 1-like. The coding region runs from base 312 to 887 and encodes 191 amino acids. The transcript has 4 exons. The record is from RefSeq and is a predicted model, not a curated record. Lineage: Eukaryota; Metazoa; Chordata; Actinopteri; Pleuronectiformes; Pleuronectidae.
GAAGUGGAGGAGGAGGAGGAGACAGUCCAUCCGUCAGAGAGGAGGCUGAUUUCUUCUUUCCUUUCCGAAGGGGCGAGGAUUCAGCAUCUCUAAUUUCCCAGGAGAGAGAGAAAGUGAGCGUAUCGGUGGAAGGAAGCGCGCACUGUUCCACUCUGGAUCAUCAGGACACCGCUGCCCGUCGUUCAUCCAGGUCCCUUCAGGAGUUGCACCAGCAACCGAGGGGAGAGGUCCAAAGCGCAAACAAAAAAAAAGAGGCACAAGGGCGCACGGGAAGACAGAGGAGCGAGGAGAGGUGACCCGGCCGAGGCGACAUGUUUGGCAUGAUCAAGAACUCGCUCUUCGGAAACACCGAGGAGACGGAAUACAAGCUGCUCAGCACCGAGACCAAGGACGGAGUGAGCUUUGAGGUGCGGCGAUACGAUGCUGCCAAAUACGCCGUGGUGUCCUCGGAGGGACGAAGCUUCGACCAGGCGACGGGGGAGCUGGUGAGGAAGCUGCUCAUGUACAUUGGUGGCAGCAACGAACAAGGUGAGGCCAUGGGUACAGCCGCGCCCCUCAUCAUCACGGUGUACCCGCGGAACGACGGCGUCCUGUCUCGCCGGCUGGUGGUGGGCAUCCGUGUGCCCACCGCGUACCAGCAGAGCCCCCCCACUCCCAGCGACAGUGCCAUCAGGAUCGAGGAGCGGCCCGGCAUGACGGUCUAUACUCUUCAGUUCGGAGGCUUCGCGGCGGAGAGCGAGUUCCGAGCGGAGGCCUUGCGUCUGACCCGCACCCUGGGUGAGAGCGCCCCCUUCCAGCGCAAGCAGUACUUCUGCUGCAGCUUCGACCCGCCGCUCAAGCCUUAUGGACGCCGCAACGAGGUGUGGUUUCUACAGGAGGAGCCGUAAGGAGGAGGCGCCGGGUCGCAGUCCAAUUCUCCUCCCCAACCGUCACCUCCCUUUCCCUCCUGUAGCUCUUACAGUAUUUGAUUGGUCGGAGCGAUGUGGCGACCUUGUUGACCUCUGAACACACACGUGGACUCACAGAUUACCCGUGUUGCCUUUACCCACAUUCAUCAUUUUGCUUGUCAUAUAUACUUAAUGGUUGCCUCACUGAGGUUAAGUGUUGAAGCAACGGGAGGAUUUAGAACUUCAGCGCAGCAUCCUCUCAUUUCAUUUUCACUUUUUCUCUAAUUUGGUUUGUAAUUAAACUCGGAAACACAACAUGUGAUCACAGCGACUAAAGGCUCCUAGACGAGCGUAGAGUUCAGAAGGGAUGGAACUUAGUGGAAUCACAUGUUUUUCAUGCAGAAUACUUUCAGGACUUUGAGUUUAGUUCUCUGAGCCGAGAGAAAAUAGAUCUUACAGACUUUAGUUAAACUGGUUUGUUACUGCCACAGGAUUACAGGUGUGGAUCAGGAAGUAGCUCGCAGAAUAAAUAGUAUUUAAAAACAACUGAAGAGAUUUGAAGAUGAAAUAACCUACUCCACCUCAAUCGGAUUAUUAUUUCAUCCUUGUAUUAUCUAAAUUAUCCAAACAAAUAAGUUAACAUCCCCUCGAAAGAUACACUUUAAUUACAAGCAACAUAAUUUAUUCACUAGAAUUAAUUACAUGCAAAACAAAUCCAUGACUCCCCCUCACUGUGCCUGAACGCAGGAGGAAAGGUCACCGUCCUCCCACUCACUGAGAACAGCGAGCUCCCUGUGGACGGCACGAAUACAUUUCAGAUUCCUUUCCACUCUACCUGACAUUGAAAAAAGAAAUAGCUAAAGCCCUGAGUUUCCCUUUGGAAGCAGGCGCUUGUGACGGGCAUGUUCAAUCCUCCCUCUGUCAGUCACAGUGACAGAGGGACUGACAGAGGGGGACAUGGGUCACGUGGUCUCUGCACAUCAGAUUCAUGGUAGUUAAAAGCACACGUCCUUUUCCUGAGUGAGGAACUGGAAGAAACAGGAAUCGAGCCAUGAAGUAGAUCAGGUCUUUAUGAGUUGAUGUGUGGAAAGCUGUGAGGGGAAAUUAACCAGUCAGCUGAUGUGUUGGUCGAGAAAGAAUUUGUGUGUAGUGACUAUUUUGUGUAACAUCUUUAUUUAUUCAGACUCUUGAGACUUUAUGUGAAACAUCUGUACAUUGUGAUUUAAUGUGAUAAGAGUGAAUAUAAUGUUCAGGUUUGGUAGUUUCGUGACAUAAUAAACAUGUUGCGUAGUU